AAAGCGUGGGCCCGUGGUUGGUGUGUGAGAUGUGGCAGUCAAGUGCAUGUGAUAAACUUGUUUUUAUUAAGACCAGUGGCUAGCGGUAACUUAUGGGCUCUGCUUUAGUGGGGGCUCGUUCGGAAUAAUUAAACUACGGCGAUGUAUAUCAUAUCACCGCUUUUCGCUUUGUAGAUUUCAUACUUGUUUGUGUUUUGUCUAGUGCAUUUUUUUAGGCAACCAUUCCUUGGUUCACACUGAAAUAUCACGCUUUAUCUGUUUAAAUCAUUUUUACAUAAAGCGUUUAUGUAACUCUUAAAAAAAAGCUCAUUUGCACGAACCCCCGUAUUGUGAGAUGUAAGUUAGUGAGAAUAAUGCCCUGUGUUUACUGCGUAAACUAGGAAAGAAAUAAAGAUUUGUAGACGCCACCGUGUGUUCCCUCCAAAAGGGGGAGGGUUCGUGUUUUCCUGACGGUUUACCAAUUCAUCGGUCCAAAGUGACUGUACUUACCUGCCAGGAAACUGUGCUUCGAGACAGAAAGCAGUAGUUUAACAUAUUUAACACGUGUACAGCCCUCGCUUACAUUACACGAGCGUUGCAUUUAUUGUAACCGACACGGCAGCUUAUUUCAAAAUGUCUCUGUAGUUCUAUAACUCUUAUAUCCUGGUCUAAGUGUGGAUAAACCCACUCUAAACUAAAAUAACUACCAUACCCCCAUUUAGUCUGCGCCUUCGACAGUUCAUAUGAUUUUAUCGCAGAUGUCACCCUAAAACAGAUUCGCUGGAUCAACCUAACAGUUUCUGUAACCCCACCCAGUUUGUGAUCGACCGCUGAUUGGUCGUCAGUCUAGUUGUGAGCGUUUUAACAUUCCAUUCUGCGCUUCUAAUUGGCCACCGGUGACGACAAUCCCACACCCAACUCCCACCCACCGAGACAUCAAGUUUGUAAGACUCGCAAUAGCUAGUUUGUUAAGAGGCUAUAGCUGAAUGUGCAGCAAAGACUCUCAAGUCUAACUGCGCUCUUUGGUUUAAAUACUCAUUUAGAGUUCAGUAAGAUGGAUAUGAAAAAGAGAAUUCAUCUGGAGUUGCGGAACCGGACGCCGUCAGACGUGAAAGAGCUUGUGCUCGACAACUGUCGGUCAAAUGAGGGCAAAAUCGAGGGCCUCACUGAUGAGUUUGAGGAACUGGAAUUUUUAAGCACAAUCAACGUAGGCUUAACAUCAGUCGCCAAUUUGCCCAAGCUAAACAAACUCAAAAAGCUUGAGCUUAGCGAUAACAGAAUCUCAGGGGGUCUGGAGGUCCUGGCAGAGAAGUGUCCCAACCUCACCCAUCUCAACCUCAGCGGCAACAAAAUUAAAGACCUCAGCACCAUCGAACCCCUGAAAAAAUUGGAGAGCCUCAAAAGUUUAGACUUGUUCAACUGUGAGGUGACAAACCUGAACGACUACAGAGAAAAUGUUUUCAAGCUGCUCCCUCAGUUGACGUAUCUCGACGGCUAUGACAAAGAGGAUAAAGAAGCGCCCGACUCUGACGCCGAAGCUUAUGUCGAAGGCCUAGACGACGAUGAGGACGAUGAAGACGAGGGAGAAGAGGAGGAGUAUGAUGAAGAUGCAGCUCCAGGAGAUGAAGAUGAGGAAGAGGGAGAGGAGGAUGACGAGGAAGAGGGAGAAGAGGAGGAAGAAGAGGACAUCAGCGGAGAGGAGGAGGAGGAGGAAGAGUUAAAUGACGGCGAGGUAGAUGAUGAGGAAGACGUUGAGGAAGAGCGGGGUCAGAAGAGGAAAAGAGAGCUGGAUGAGGAAGGGGAGGAAGAUGAUGACUGAACAUGCACUCCCCCCAUUGUGAUCGGAGCGUUUAACCCCUGUAUAUCUGUCCUAUUGUCACUCUGCGAUGGUUUGGGGAGGUAUUCAAAUGGUAGGGGGUGGGUUAGUAUAAACGAGGACACCGUUUAAAUAUUUGUUUUUAGCUUUUUUGUUGUUGAUGUUGUUGUUGUUUUCUUAUGGUUUGGUUUGUACUUUCAGUUUGAUUCCCUUCAUUUUCUCCGAAAGCUCUUCAAAUGGCUGACAACACAGUGUGGAAAAUUAUCAUUGUUGAAAAAAAAAAAAAAGACCAGUAUGCUCUUGUAAUUUUUCCCUUGUCUUUACUGUUGAUGCCUAAAUGCUGGUGAUGACUUGUGUAUUAAAAAAGAAAAAAAACAAACAACCAAAAACCUUUUAGGAGUGCAUGGCUGACUCUCUAUUUUAAAGUUGACUACUGGAUUUCAAGGAAGAACAUUUUCUAACCCACUUUUUUAUUGCAUCUUUGUGUAAUUAGUUUCUUUGGUGUUUUCAUCAUCAUCACCCGCGCCGUGUGACGUGCUGUUAAGGCAUGAAGAACACACCAUGAUGUCUGCUUGGACAUGCAGAGUUCAACCUCUCAAUGUGAUUUUUAUUUUAUUUUUUAAUGUUCAGAGCCGAAUGUCUGCCCUUGUCAGAUGAGCCCUAAACCCCUUCUCCCUUUUGUGUGGAUAGUUUCAGAGGCUUUGUGUUCUUUGUAAAUAAUGACCAAAUAUAUUUUUUUCUGAUUCCCUUUGAUAAUGGCAGACAUUUUCACAAAUAAUCUCAGUUGUAACCAUUAACUGUAAUAAAAUGAAUGAAAACGCAA
This is a messenger RNA of Carassius gibelio (silver crucian carp), 2618 nucleotides long. RefSeq names its product acidic leucine-rich nuclear phosphoprotein 32 family member A. Gene Ontology annotation, biological process: regulation of apoptotic process. The transcript has 7 exons. The record is from RefSeq and is a predicted model, not a curated record. Bases 1034 to 1798 code for a protein of 254 amino acids. NCBI's taxonomy places the organism in Eukaryota, Metazoa, Chordata, Actinopteri, Cypriniformes, Cyprinidae. Gene Ontology annotation, cellular component: nucleus. Gene Ontology annotation, molecular function: histone binding.